AUGUCCCUCCUGGAGGAGAAUGCAGGAGUGAAGGUGGACUCUGGAGACCUGGAAAGGGCUGAAAGCCAGUGCAGCUCAGAAGGUCCAAAAGUGGUGACCCGAGUCCCAGAAAAAUUCACCAUUCACGACAAAGACCACAAAGUAUUGGUGCUGAACUCUGGGACCCUCCUAGCGGUUCUAGAGAAAGACUACAUACUCCCAGCGAUAUUCUUAACUUUACCGGCCCGCUUCAACUGCUUGGUGUCUGAGCACAAGGGAAGUCUGAUUUUUUUGGCAGUCUCCAAAGGAGAGCUCUGUCUCUGCUGCAAGAGGGACAAGAAACAAAACCAGGUGACCCUCCAGCUGAAGAAGCAGAAUCUUGCCCAACUGGUUUCCUUGAAGGAAAAAAAAUGGAAGCCCUUCGCCUUCUACAGGGCCCAGGUGGGAUCCCGGAACACACUAGAGUCUGCGGCCUACCCUGAGUGGUUCAUCUGCACCUCCUGCAAUUUGGGUGAACCUGUUGGAAUGACAGACCAUCCUGGACGAAACAAAUGCAUUGACUUUUCAUUUUACCCAGUUAAGAAUGUUGAAAUGAGCCCCAGUGAGAUUAGGGAGUAG
Artibeus jamaicensis (Jamaican fruit-eating bat) is the source of this 597-nucleotide messenger RNA. It is a transcript of the gene IL37, whose product is annotated as interleukin 37. The transcript has 4 exons. NCBI's taxonomy places the organism in Eukaryota, Metazoa, Chordata, Mammalia, Chiroptera, Phyllostomidae. Gene Ontology annotation, molecular function: interleukin-1 receptor binding; cytokine activity. Gene Ontology annotation, biological process: inflammatory response to antigenic stimulus; positive regulation of gene expression; cellular response to lipopolysaccharide. The coding region runs from base 1 to 597 and encodes 198 amino acids. The record is from RefSeq and is a predicted model, not a curated record. Gene Ontology annotation, cellular component: nucleoplasm.